Messenger RNA from Paralichthys olivaceus (Japanese flounder), 2865 nucleotides. Lineage: Eukaryota; Metazoa; Chordata; Actinopteri; Pleuronectiformes; Paralichthyidae. The record is from RefSeq and is a predicted model, not a curated record.
GCGGAGGCACCUCAAACGGAGAGAGGGAGCGUACGAAAGCGCACGGCGCACAGACCAGACGCAGGCAGGAGAGGGAGAAAGGCGCACAGAUUCGGUGGCACUCAGCUGCUUCUCCCUCACGCUAGAUAGACACAAUCUGAAUGACAAGGAAGGGAAGAUAGAAACAAGUGUGGAUGCUUAUAUGGAAAAUAGUGCAACUUGUACUGGCUUAGAUUGAACAAUCUGAAUGUUUUGUUUUUCCUCAACGCUCCGCGGAGAAAGCAAUGCAGCUGCUGAUUGAGGGAGGAGAGCAAUUACUAAGUUAAAACUGGAAUUUCCUGCGCUCUGCAUUUUUGAGCUGUUUUCUCUCUGGAUCUGCCUUUGGCUUGCACAGAAAUGCAACCAGUGAAGAUGAAGGGACUCUUUCUGUCAAGAAUGUGGAAAGUUGUGGUUGUUUUGGCACUGGCAACGCAACACGCCACCGGUAAGACACUGAAAUAUCAGAUUUAUGAGGAGCAGAAGGUUGGCACGGUCAUCGCCCGUUUAAGGGAUGAUGUCGCGGAUGUUCUGGCGAAACUUCCCAGCUCGGUGUCGCUCCGCUUCAGAGCGAUGCAAAGAGGGAGCUCGUCUUUCCUCGCGGUGCGCGAGCAGGACGGAGAAAUCACCAUCAAGACCAAGAUCGACCGCGAGAAACUCUGCGAGAAGAACCUCAACUGUUCCGUCCAAUUCGACGUGCUGACGCUGCCCACCGAGCACCUGCAGCUGUUCCACGUCGAGUUGGAAGUGUUGGACAUCAACGACAACGCACCCCAAUUCGCCCGCGCCGUUAUUCCCAUUGAGAUCUCCGAGAGCGCGUCCGUGGGAGCGCGCAUUCCCCUGGACAGCGCCACGGACCCCGACGUUGGGGAGAACUCGCUGUACACGUACGCGUUAGAGCCCAACAACUUCUUCAAGGUGGACAUCCAGUCCAGAACCGACGGGGCCAAGUACGCGGAGCUGGUGGUGCUCAGGGAGCUGGACCGGGAGGUGCGCUCCAGUUACGAACUUCAAUACACGGCCUCUGACAGGGGCGUUCCCUCCAGGACGGGUACGACCCUUCUCAAAAUUAAUGUCGCCGACUCAAAUGACAACAGCCCCAUUUUUGACAAGUCCUCAUAUGUCAUAAAUCUUCCAGAAAAUUCACCUGUUGGCACUCUGCUCAUUGACUUAAACGCCACUGACGCGGAUGAGGGCACAAACGCCAAGAUAGUCUACUCCUUCAGUAGUCACGUGUCCCCAAAGAUAAUGGAGACGUUCAAAAUCAAUCCAGACAGUGGUCACCUGACCCUCGUCAGGCGUGUGGACUAUGAGACCAUGAGCUCCUAUGACAUUGAUGUGCAAGCACAGGACAUGGGUCCAAACUCAAUGCCCGCUCAUUGCAAGAUCCUGGUCAAAGUGGUAGAUGUGAACGACAACAAGCCAGACAUCAGCAUCAACCUCAUGUCCUCUCAGGGGAAUGGGGAUGCCGCGUACAUAUCUGAGGCUUCUGCUCUGGAUACGUUUGUAGCUUUGGUGAGGGUGGAGGACAUGGACUCUGGGUUGAAUGGAGAGGUGGAGUGUAAACUUCAUGGUCAGGGCUACUUCAAAUUGCAGAAGACUUAUGAGAAUAAUUACAUGAUUCUGACCAAUGUGUCUCUGGACAGAGAGAAGAGGUCAGAGUUCAGUCUGACGGUGGUGGCAGAAGAUCGGGGGACUCCCAGUCUCUCUACUGUCAAACAUUUCACUGUGCAUGUGACUGAUGAGAAUGACAAUGCGCCACGUUUUGAGAAGGGCCGAUAUGAGAUCUUUAAAUCUGAGAACAAUGCCCCAGGAGCAUAUCUCACCUCUAUCAUGGCCACCGACCCUGACCUGGAUACCAAUGGACAGGUGAGCUAUUCCAUCUUGGAGAACUCUGUUCAUGGGAGUUCAAUCUCAACCUACGUCACCAUUGACCCCUCUAAUGGCGCCAUCUAUGCACUGCGUACAUUUGAUCGUGAGGACGUCAGCCGUAUCUCCUUCGUGGUGCAAGCCAAAGAUGCAGGAAAACCAUCACUGCUGAGUAACGCUACUGUCAUUCUGAACAUCCUGGAUGAGAACGACAACCCUCCAGUCAUCGUGGUGCCCCAGCUGUGGAACUUCACUGCUGAUGUGCUCGCAUCAAAGUUCACAGAGGCUGGACACCUAGUAACAGUGGUUAGGGCGACUGAUCGGGAUACAGGGGUCAACGCUGAGCUCAUCUGCUCCAUAGUCAGCGGCAACGAGGAGGGUUUCUUUCUCAUCGACCCAAGAACUUGUGAAAUCCAUGCCAAUGCCAGCCUGGAGAACUUCCCCCAGGAGAAUGCUGAGCUGACAAUUGUGGUUCGAGAUCAGGGAAGCGAGAGCCUCAGCGCUAAGGCCGUUCUGAAAAUCACCCUCUAUGAGAACAUGGAGAACCACGUCCAGGUGAUGGACCAGGGGGGGUCUUCACUCGACUCAUCCUUAAUAAUCAUCAUCUCCCUUGGGGCCAUCUGCGCUGUGCUCCUCGUCAUCAUGGUGGUGUUUGCUGCUCGCUGUAACCGUGAGAAGAAGGACAACAGGAACUCCUACAACUGCCGGGUCGCUGAGUCAACCCACCAGCACCAUCCUAAGAAGCCUGCACGCCAAAUCCACAAAGGCGAUAUCACCCUGGUUCCCACAGUGAAUGGGACCCUGCCAAUCAGAGCCCACCACCGCUCACCUUCGGCCACACCCCCCAUGGACCGCGCCCAGAUGGGGAGCAGACAGAACCAUCACAGCCGCCAAUCCCUGAACAGCUUGGUGACCAUCUCAUCCAAUCACAUUCCAGAGAGCUUUGCCCUGGAACUGACACACGCGACUCCACCAGUGGAG